Messenger RNA from Pongo pygmaeus (Bornean orangutan), 5083 nucleotides. It is a transcript of the gene DMRTC1, whose product is annotated as DMRT like family C1. Gene Ontology annotation, cellular component: nucleus. The record is from RefSeq and is a predicted model, not a curated record. The transcript has 6 exons. Bases 4078 to 4656 code for a protein of 192 amino acids. NCBI's taxonomy places the organism in Eukaryota, Metazoa, Chordata, Mammalia, Primates, Hominidae. Gene Ontology annotation, biological process: regulation of DNA-templated transcription.
AGGAAGGAGAAAGAGAGAGAGAGAAAGGGAGAAAGAAAGGGUAAGAAAGAAAUAAAGAAAGAAAAGAAAAAGAAAGAGAUAGAAAACCGAUUAAGAUAUACAUUUAUGAUUUUUUAACCUUUUGGAUUGUAAGUUAAACUUUGCUGAAGGUUUUGGAAAAAACCUGGAAGUUACCUAGGCUGGGUAUUCUAGAGAUAGUGGAUUCUCCCAUAACUGAUCCAUACAUUCAGUGAAAAUGCAGUCCAAAUCUGUCACAACCGAGUUUUUGGGAAACUUGAAAUUGCAUGCUAAUUUAUGCAGAAGGACAAAAGGCCUAAGACAUGCGGGGGUGGAGGUGGUGUGGUGUAGGGAGAGAGGAAGAAGAAAGGAAGGAAGGAAGGAAGGAGGAAAGGAAAGAACGGAAAGGAAAGGAAGGGAAGGGAAAGGAAAGCAAAGAAAAGGAAAGGAAAAGUUAAGGAAAACACAAGGAAACAAUAUUAAUAUGGAAAUGCUGGCAGCAUUCCUUUUAAAAUCCGGAAGAACCCAAAGAAGCCCAAUUUUGCUGUCGCUAUUAGAUCUUGUACUAAAUUUCCUAGCCAGCACUGUUAAAAAACAAACAGCCAACCAACCAAAAAAACAAAAAAUACAAACAAAAAAACCCCAUAACUUCAAUUCUAUUUCUACUAUGCAUAAACUCACAGAUAAUCCCAGAACGCCUACUAUAGAGUUUAGCAUGUUGACAGACUUUAAGAUCAAGUCACGUUUAUAAAAGUUAAAGGGGUUUCUGUAAACUAGAUCCAAAUAGAAAUUGUCCUUUUAAACAGACAUCAAGGACAAGAACAGCAACAAUCUACAGCAUCUUGGAAUAAAUACAAUAAAUGAUGUGCAAGAUCUAAAUAGACAAAAGAUGAAACUAAAAACUGAACUGAAAGAUUAAAACAUUAAAGACCCACGUAAGUGGAGACAUCCCAAGUUGGUGAACAGGGAGGCUGAGUAUUCUACAGAUAGUAGAUGCUCCCCCUAACUGAUCCAUAGAUUCAGUGAAAAUGCAAUCCAAAGCUGUUAGGACUGAGUCUGGGGAGACUUGACAUUGCAUACUAAUUCAUGCGGAAGGACAAAAAGGCAAAGAAUGGCAAAGAAUAGCAAAGAUGUGUUUGGAGAUGAUGAACACCAUGCAGGGACUUGCCCUAGCGGAUGUCAAGAUGUAUUAUGAAGUGAAAAAAUUUAAGACAAUUUAGUAGUGGUACAGGAAUAGACACAUUUAUCUGUGGAACAUAACAGGGAGUUCAUAAACAGAGACACACAAAUAUGGACGAAAGUGUCUCCAAGCAUUGUUCCCUGGGGGUUGCAAAGUCACCACUGAUUGGGAAUCCGCGGCAUAGAAAUAUGGAUCGAUCUUUAAUCACAUGCUGAAUUUUUAAAAGGUAAAUUACAGAAUACCAAGUACAUGAGUUAUAAAUGCAUGCACACAAAAUAUUUCACACCCAGAGGGAGACUAAUCUGGGAAACAAGCCUUGGGGAGCAUAAAGCUCAACGAUCACUUCAGGAUUUCUUGACUGACCUAGUUACAGGGAGCAGGAGAAGCUACCGGGAGGUGAUGGGGGCGUGGCCUCAGAACGCGAGCGUCAAGAGAUCUCGAGGUUCAUUGGUCGCCAGCCACAGCGGCGGGAGGUCGAAGGCAGCGCGAGAGCUCAUUGGCCUUUGUGGCAAGGGCGGGAAGGGAAGCAGAAGCUGGAUGUUCCCUCAGACCGUCUGACUGGUUCUGACUUGCUGGAGGCUGAGGCAACCACAGGCUGACAUCAGAAUUAGGUCCUCGUUCUCCACACCUUUUAUUUCCUCCCACCCUCCUGAGCCAGAUUCCCAACCCCUUCCCCUCUCUGCUACCUCAGCAGGGAACCCCCAUCUGCUCCUGAUGUCCCAUCGCGCCCUCAGCUCUCCCGGAACCCCUUUUGGGAGGACUCCUUGCUCCAGCUCCCUGAGCCCUGGCCUUUGGCCAAUGAGGCAGGGCUCAUGGGAUUGCUUUUGAUUCAGAGGUCCGGGAGGGAGUGGAUGAUUGGGCUUCCUGAGGAAGUGGUGCACUCCAGGGUGGUGGGACUGCGUGUGUGGGGUGGGGUGGGGGUGGGGGGAGAUGGUGUGCUCAAGUACAAUUAUUGAAGUGUGGAGAGGAUUAUGGAAGAUUUUGGGGAGGCUGUGGAGGGAAUGUGUGGGUUUGCAUGAAAGCAGAAAAGGUGUGUCAGUCCAAGAGAAACACUACUGCACUGAGGAGUUCCCUAUUGGCUAGAUCAGAACCUGACACUUCAUAGGAGGCUCAACAGGUACCUGCUGAAUGAAGAAUCAAGGGAAUCGGCCCGGCCCGGUGGCUCACGCCUGUAAUCCCAUCACCUUGGGAGGCCAAGGCAGGUGGAUCAGCCUGGCCAACAUGUGAAACCCCGUCUCUAUUAAAAAAUACAAAAAAUGGCCGGGCGCGGUGGCUCACGCCUGUAAUCCUAGCACUUUGGGAGGCCGAGGCGGGCGGAUCACGAGGUCAGGAGAUCGAGACCAUCCUGGCUAACACGGUGAAACCCCGUCUCUACCAAAAAUACAAAAAUAUUAGCCGGGCGUGAUGGCCGGCGCCUGUAGUCCCAGCUACGCGGGAGGCUGAGGCAGGAGAAUGGCGUGAACCCGGGAGGCGGAGCUUGCAGUGAGCCGAGAUUGUGCCACUGCACUCCCGCCUGGGCGACAGAGCGAGACUCCGUCUAAAAAAAAAAAAAUACAAAAAAUUAGCCAGGCGUGGUGGCAGGCAACUGUAAUCCCAGCUACUCGGGAGGAUGAGGCGGGAGAAUCACUUGAACCCGGGAGGCAGAGGUUGCAGUGAGCCGAGAUCACACCAUUGCACUCCAGCCUGGGUAACGAGAGUGAAACUCCGUCUCAAAAAAAAAAAAAAAAAAAAAGAAUCAAGGGGAUGCAUGAAGGGAUGAAUGAAAUUAGUAACUGAAAGAGGGCCAGGGAUCCAGGAGAACAAUACGAUUUCAUGGGAUACAAGAGGGAAAUCAGCUCAAAGGGGGAGCAAGGGAAUAAUUAAGUGUAAGGUGGAGUACAAGAAAAAAAUCAGCAUGAAUCAGCGUGAAAUGUGAGGGGAAAAUUGAAUAUAGGGCAUAGAAGAGACUGACAAUGGAAUUGAGUGCUGGUGGCACAAAAUCCUGUGUGGGGAGUGAAUGAAUGCAGGAGGUUCGGAAGAGAAUUGGUGAAGUGGAUGCCAGGAAUAAUACUUGGGUUUGGCAGAGUGCAGGAUGAUACACAAGAAGUGGGUGUAGUAAUGGUGGAAGAAGGCACGGGAGUGCAUGUGCAUGCCUGAAAGUGGGGUCUAUGGUGAAGUGAUGGUAAGCAAGGAGAAUAAAGACUGCAUUGAAUGGGUAUGGGAUCCAUUCCAAGAGUUUCUUGGGAAGGGGCUAUGUGUGAGUGGGGCUUCUGGGAAGGAGGCAACAUGAGCAAGGAGGUCGCAGUGAAGGUUGGUGAAAACCAUGGGAGAAGAAGGGGAGGGAAGGCAAUCUGAUUCCAGCGGUGAGAAGGAUGGAGAAGGAGCAUUCAGCCACCUCAGAUAGGGUUUUCCAAGGGCAGAGGAAGUACGUUGGGGGUAGGGAAUCACGUGGCCAUUCUGACCUCCGCUCCUGACCCUAGAAGCAUGGAUCCCAUGUGUCUGAACCUCCAUUUCCCUAUGGAUGUACUGAGGACAAAUAAAUACCUGCUGCCCCCUGCUGCCCCUCUGACUCUGAAUGCACCACAGGGCGUCAGACUGGAGCCCCAUGGGGGACUGAACUUGGCCCCAGAAGAGCUAUAGGUUGCUGUGACCGCUGCCACAACCAUGGUAUCACUGCCCAAAUCAGGGGCCACAAGCAUUUCUGCCGCUUCCAGGCCUGCGAGUGUCACAGUUGUGCCCUCUUCUCAUGAGUAUGGUGUCUGAGAUGCGGAGGGGCCAGACCUCCUCUAAAUGGGACUAAUCUUAGCCCUGCAAUCCUUUACUUCAGAGAACACCUCAGGGUCUUGCCUGCUGUGAGUGCCUUGAGGAGGGAGCAGCGGGCACGAUCAAAGAGACACCUGGCUCAAGGACCAAUAAGGAGUAUGGCUGCCCCUCCCAAAGCUCCCAUCCGUGUCAGGAAUUUGACCAUCAGAGCAGGAGCCCUCACUGGGAAGGAGAACAACAUGCUGCAGCCCGAGACCCACAUCUUCACAGCCCCCGAGGAGGGGAGCUCCCAAGGGGCUCUGCUGCUUGGCCAGGCCCCAGAACCUUUGUCUCUGCCCUGUACUCCAGUGACCUUGGAGCAGCAACUGGUUUCUCCUUCUGGGGAUCCCCACAGGGCCCCUGCCCUGCCCAGCAUAUGCUCAACUCUGAUCCUCCAGCCCUGUGCCACCCUUGACCCUCUUCUACUGCAGCCACAGGUCCCCAAAGUCUCUGACCAGGCUUUGGUUUCUGCCCACUCAGAGUGGCAGCGGAAGCUAGAGGCCGCUGAGGCUCUGCUGACUCUGAGAAACUCUGCCCAGGCCCCUCCUGACUCCAUCUCCCUGCACCAGCCUUGCAACCCACCAGCUCCUGCUGGAGAUAAAGGAUUCCAGCCUCCCAGCCCCUCUCUCCGCCCCAGGCCAGCCAGCUCCAUCUCGCUGCCUAUUGGACAUCUGGGAUGCAUCUCCCUCUUGAGCUAGGAACCCAGAGGAGGAGGCCUCAAUAGAGCACUGCCUAUUUGGUAUCCAGUUUCUGAAUGUGCAAAAUGGUUAACGUCCAAAACGCUUAACAUCUUUUUUUAAAGCCUUCAGGUGUUUUAUAAGCUUUUUAUUAUAUGGGGCAAUUCCUUGGCUGAGGGUGGAUAUUCUUGUACCUCUAUCCCUUACUCUUUUGGAUGCUGGGGCCUUUUUCUGUCUCAUAAAGACAGGAUUGUGCAAUCUAAGUUGAUCAGUCUCUCAGUGGGGUUCUGUGUGAGUUCAUAUGCCAGAGUUUUUAUUCGUCUUGUGAUUGCUGACAUACCUGUGCACUCAUGUGUAUACCCAUGCAUGUGGAAACAUGAAGAUGUUUUCACUUUGUGUCUAGGUUUAUGUACGUGAGCAAAUAAUAAACCGUUGUUGUUAUAAGGCA